UCUAGGACGUCAUGGUGCAGUUCAUCUCGUCAUGCCUGCGUUUAAUUUCCUGUUCUAGAAGAGGGGUCAUACAAUGGAAACGUAAAGGUCGGAUUCUACAGCUAUGGUUACCAUGGAAACGGAGCGACGAACUCAAACAUGGGAUGUGAAGGUCCCUGGGGGUUCUGGGCGAGGCACGUGGAGUUAGAUCACUAAUGAAGGACAGUAGGGUAAUACAUCAUCGGAAGUUACAUUAUUGGAUUAAAUGAUGUGUCAUUGGAGUCGAUCGAAUUUUUUAUUCAUGAAUAUUCAUAAACAUAUUGUGAUAUCGCAUAUAUAAAGCUCUGACCGGUUUGCUCUGUUAAAAGUUUGUCUGCUGCGGUAAGCGUUAGAGUUUUUGGAGCCCUUCAGUCUACACAGUUCUAGCGCGCGUCAGAUUCGCCUAGAUUCGUUUUACGUCACGAGUAAGUUAAUAUUGUUCUAAGGGUUGUGGUCCCGGACCUGUUCUGUACAGUUUGAGAGCACGCGUUCAACUUGAUAAACAGUUGUACAGUGGGACAGAUCGGCACUUACCGUCCAGACAUCAUGAUGGAUUUGUAUGUUUUACUUUUGUGUACUUUGCAGCUGUUGAAGCAUGCUGGCGGUGAUUCGGACGUUCAAGCAUGCGGCGGGAAAGCGGCGGACAUCAUGUUCGUCCUUGAUACUUCCGGAAGUAUCAGUUAUGAAGACUUCCGGAAAGAAAUCAACUUCACCAGAGGUGUCAUUUCCAUCUUUGAUGUCAGCGCGGAGCGGACGCAUGUAGGCGUCAUCAGCUUCAGUACAAAGGUGAUAGAGGAAAUGGGUCUUGGUGAGAUUAAGAAUAAGGACGAGGUUCUAGAGCGUCUCACCUCAUCCAACAUCCGAUACCAGGGUGGAGGUACACAUACCGGCGACGCCUUACACAGCCUCUGGACCGACGUCUUUAUUCCGGGUGUCAUGAGACCGGAAGUGUCCCAUAUCGCGAUCGUUCUCACUGACGGCAUGUCGUAUGACAUGGCAAAAACCAAGGCAGAAGCCAUGGAAGUCAAAGGAAGGGGGAUAACUGUGUUUGUUAUUGGAAUCGGCAGCAACAUGAGCGUCGACACUCAGGAACUGACGGACAUUGCCAGUGAACCGACUAAGAACUACAUGUUCCAGAUCGCCAACUUCGAUGUUCUGAACUCCAUCAAAUCGGAGCUUGCUUUCAAAGCAUGCAAACAGCCGCCUGUCACUACCCCGGCCCCUCCAGUGAUGAACGAUAACGGAGAUAUAGUGUGUGUUCCUAAGGCCGCCUUGAAUCUGGUGUUCGGCUUUGACAUCACAGCUAUAGGGACGGAGAACGCCAAGUUUAUCCUCCAGUUCAUCCAUACUAUGUUUGCCGAGCUUCCGAAGAUGUCAAAGCGCAUGACUGUCUCCGUAAUAUCCGGCGGAGAAUGUGAUGUACAAAAUGGUAGAGGCGACGCCUUGAUUGACAAUGCACACAGCACGGAUGAAAUAGACCACGGGCUCAAAUCGCUCUCCACCAAAGCCUCCAACUCUAUCAUGAAGAAGAUGCGUCUUAAGUUCGAUCGACGCGCCAGGAAUAAAGUCGGUUUCCUUUUUUUGGACAAAACUCUAAGAAACCUCGAACUUUCACAGGCAGAGAAGGAACAAAAAUACGCCGCCUUUAAGAAGAUUGAUCUCUACGUUAUUGGUGUUGGUGACAGAGUGAACAAGACCCAAGCCGAGAGUCUGACAACUGGGGGUCAUAACUACUUCCAUGUGGAUCGUUACGAAAGUAUCAAUGACGUCAGAGGGAAAGUGUUAUGUGCAAUAUCCUAAAGAUUGAGUAACAUUAUUUAGAGAAGGUGUAAAUAAUAAUGUUUGAUAACGUUGGGUUGUGCAGGAAGAUGUGACAUUCCUACCACACUGCAAGAUACUGUAUGCUUUCAUUUAGGCAGUGGGUGCCUUUACACAGCUGUUUGAAAUACGUCAAACGGUUUCAUGGGUUAAGACUUAAUAUUAAUGAUAGCAAACCUAUCUUGAUUUUGUAGAUCUAUGCACCGUUUUGUGAUUUUUGUCACUUUGAAUAAAUUAUUCAAACUCGUCUAUAAUAUUUCAUAUUUUAA
This is a messenger RNA of Mizuhopecten yessoensis (Yesso scallop), 2105 nucleotides long. Its product is annotated as collagen alpha-1(VII) chain-like. The transcript has 7 exons. The record is from RefSeq and is a predicted model, not a curated record. Bases 565 to 1818 code for a protein of 417 amino acids. NCBI's taxonomy places the organism in Eukaryota, Metazoa, Mollusca, Bivalvia, Pectinida, Pectinidae.